Suillus plorans is the source of this 911-nucleotide messenger RNA. RefSeq lists its product as uncharacterized. Bases 35 to 895 code for a protein of 286 amino acids. The record is from RefSeq and is a predicted model, not a curated record. The transcript is spliced from 2 exons. Lineage: Eukaryota; Fungi; Basidiomycota; Agaricomycetes; Boletales; Suillaceae.
UACAUGGACUCAGACGCACAGCUUCUUUGUGCUAAUGGGUGGUUUCAUGCUUUAUGUGGAUGGGAAACCCUGCCUUACCCUACGCCCUGAUCACAUUCUCAAAUUAAUACACGACGGGUGUAUCGACGUCCCUACCCUAACGAAAAACCAGAUCCAAGACAAGAGCAAAGGUAAUGCGAUAUCGAAAGGGUUGGUCGUGUUUCAGGUGGCCUGGUUUGUCAUCCAGCUCAUCACCCGCGCCAUCUAUCACCUCGAAACCACGCAGCUUGAAGUGGGGACACUUGCUUUUGCAGUUCUCAAUUUCCUAACUUAUGCUGUGUGGUGGGACAAGCCUCUUAACGUGCAAUGCCCACAUCCAGUGCACUGGAAAUCGAUUGAGUCAAAGCCAGAGGAUCACAUUGAUGUCAGCGACAGAGACGAAUUCACUCGGCUUCGGAUCUUGCGUCGAGUCUUCCGCCCAGUUGUAGAGUUAAUAGGCUGGGCUGAAAUCCCCACAUCUCGAAAGCUCCGAGUUCCAACAUUUGAUGGUAGCAUCGAACUCGAAGAUUCGGAUAACAUGGUUCUUCGGCUCGCUGGAUUGCUUAUAGCCACCAUCUUUGGCGGCAUCCAUUGUAUGGCUUGGUUUUUUGCUUUCCCUGCGUGUCAGGAACAGGCGCUAUGGCGCAUGAGCGCCAUCGCUAUAACUUGCACACCCUGGCUUAGUAUCCUUACGGUAUUACUCUUUAACGUCCUGGACGCACGAGAUGCGUGCUUCGACGCGGUUUAUGCAUUGUUUGUUAUGUUGUACAUUACAGCUCGUGCUGUCCUCUUGGUACUUAUGUUCACCACCUUACGCGAUCUUCCUCCUGACGUAUACAAGGCCGUGUCUUGGACUAGUUUGGUGCCGCACUUGUAGCUUGUGAUCACAACAC